GAGCAUGUGCUCUUCCUCACUCACUCUUUGCCCCGGCCAGACUUGGACGUGACUGCCUUGCCCAUCAUUAAAGGCCGUUCGUAAAGUCAGCGAGCUGAAAUCGUUCCGAAAACGUCUCUGGCUCUCAAAAACGUGGUUGUGAUUGAGUGAUACAACUAGCUCACACAUCUUGAUCAAGCCAAGGUGAUCGCUGUUCACCACCUUCGAUUCCAAUUUACGCCACGCCUACUCAGUGAAGGGCCCCACCUUGACUACAAAAAUGGCCGCUCAAGGACAAGAAGAAGAUGGACCUCCUUUGUCCGAAUUGGAAAGUUUGCAACUCAGGUCCAAUGAGGUCACCGACGAGUCCCUCGAUUCCACGAGGAGGAUGAAAUCCAUGUGUGAGGAGGCCAAGGACUCGGGGAUCAAGACCUUGGUCAUGCUGGAUGAUCAGGGCGAGCAGCUCGAGAAAUUCGAAUCGGGGAUGGAUGCCAUCAAUGCCGACAUGAAACUAGCCGAGCAAGCCUUGAGGUCGAUGGAUUUGUUAUGCGGGAUUUUCCCAAAAUUUUGGAAAAAGAGCGGCGGAUUCAAGGAAGAUGAUGCAGUCUGGGGUGAACAAAAGGCCCAAGGUGGUGGCCCCCCUCCUCCUCCAGGGGUCGAAAUCCCCAAUGGAGCAUUUGUGGCGAAGAUCACGAACGAUGCACGGGAAGAGGAGAUGGAGGAGAACAUGGAGCAAGUGUCGGCCAUGAUUGGUAACCUCCGGAACAUGGCCAAUGAUAUGCACGGCGAGCUCGGUAACCAGAACCAGCAGCUUGACCGCAUCAACGUCAAGGCCUCUUCUGACAUCACCCGUGUAAAGAUGGCCAACGACAAGGCCGCCGCUUUGAUGAAGUAACUCGAUACCACGUCAACAAGAUCCACUCCACCGACAAACCCCGGGAAUCAUGGUCUGUCCCACAAUUGGACUUGUUCUCGUCAUGAUGAUGACGACGACGACGCUUGUGAUAUCGUUAUGAACAUCAUCAUCAUCAUCUACAACAACAUUAUUAUUAGUACCCAUCAUCAUGAUAACCAUACACUACUUCUCCUCUUCCUCCUCCACUAAUUACUCCAACUUCAGUACGAACCGCCGGGCAAACUCGUGGUUGGCUUGGCGAGACAACUGAAUCAAUCCGUACUUUAUCAAUGCUCCCGUUUCUUUGAGAACAUUGGUUAGAACCAUUUGUUAUCUUCUGAUACAUGCUAAUAAUUGCUAAUGAGUGAACACGUGAUCCAAUUUCAUGUUGGUUCUCCCAACGGCCAAACACCGCACCGUUUCCGUAUCGAGCCCCCAAGGCCUCGACAAAAUCAAGCCUUACUCAGCGGAAGUGCUCGACCUCCUCUUCCUCUUCCUGUUCUUACUUCUUUCCUAACCGUUUUCUGCCCCAAACCAGAUGCAAUUCUAAUCGAUUGGUUGGUCAAUGACAAUAUUAUAUUGAAUGUAUCGCUUCAUGGUGACCUUUAUCAAGCAGUUUGUUUCCGUUUUCACUAACAAGGGCUCAGGACUCCCUUGCUCUGAUGCGUUUUUCGUUCCGUUCAUUUCAAAAAGCUUGCUUUCUCUACCUCAACAAAAGCCAAUCCACGACACUGAUUCUUUGUAUCCUGGGCUGGAUGGCCUUUAAGAAAGCAAUGUCAAACUCAAUAGAUAAGCCUUCAGUAGGCUUGAAUAAUGUCAGCUAUUACCCCCUGAAUCUGAUUUUCACGUUUUGAUCACGAAAAUUAUGAAAUAGAUUGAGCAGCAAUCCGUACAUCAAUUCAGAUACAUUAUGUCACAGAGAAAUCCGGCACUCGUAAAUCCUCUGUCCAACAUCAUUCAUUAUUCGAGUGACCUAUUGGAUAUGAUCAUAGAGUCCUUUUCUACUUCUAGUUACUUCCUGAGUAAAUCUACUCGAACGAUCUUACACCCUUGAACUCAUAAAUGCUACAAACAAUUGUUCUCCUCCGAUAACUUUUCAUGGAACUUGAGAGUUCCGAUUGGUUUCUCUUUCCUUUCUGUCAAACAACAUUGUCCAUGCUCGUAAUUCUUCAUAAAAAAGUGCGCUGUGACCACCUGAAGUCGGACAUGAAUGAUGAAAUAACUUAUCCAAACAACACUCAUAACAUUACUAUUACGAUUAUCAUUAUCAUUAUUGCAACAGCUAAAGCAACAAAGAUACUUGUUAUUAACAUUAUUAUAUUAUUAUUAUUAUUAUUAUCAUUAUUAUUAUUACUAUUACUACUACUACCACUACUACUAGGAUUAAUAGUCAAAGCCAUAAUAUCCAAAUGUUCUUCAUCCAUCGCUACCACUUCAAGAAAUUUAACGACGAUAACUCCAAAUACAAAAUUCUUAGCCUCGACUGUUAUGUAUCAGGAAGAUUCGCUCAAGUCAAUUUUUUGGUGAGGAGAAAACUCUAAUUCGUUGAUAGAGGAAACUAGAAAUAUACUUAUACACUUGCAUUUCACCCACUCAUUUAACAUUCCACACACAAGUUUUGGCCAUGAAACGAAAGCAUGCCAUUUUACUGCACAUCACACGCGAAAGUUUGGCUCCAUGGAUUGGGCUGACCUUUUCGUUGUUCAAGGUUGAUUUGAAUGUUCAUUCCUUUGCAUGGACCUUUCUUCUCUCACAUCUCGUGUUAAAUACAGAAGGAUUUCUGUCACAAAAGUAAGUUAGUCGAAACGACAUCUUUCACUCUAUCUAUUGAUAUCAAAAUUUGGAGACGAAAAAAUCAAUUUCCCAGAUAGUGACCACAAAUGCGGCUGCGAUGAUGAUUAUCACUAUGAACAAACAGUACGUAUGUGUUGAUCGAAUGCGCAAUAACUGAUUUUAGUUCUAGAAUGAGCUCGUGAGUUUCAUGUACCACUUGUAUGCGCCUGUAACCUUGAAUUGGAAUAGAAUCUAUCAGGAGUUGACUUUA
Messenger RNA from Tigriopus californicus, 2918 nucleotides. RefSeq names its product synaptosomal-associated protein 25-like. The transcript is spliced from 2 exons. The record is from RefSeq and is a predicted model, not a curated record. Gene Ontology annotation, molecular function: syntaxin binding; SNAP receptor activity. Gene Ontology annotation, biological process: synaptic vesicle fusion to presynaptic active zone membrane; synaptic vesicle priming; exocytosis. Gene Ontology annotation, cellular component: SNARE complex; plasma membrane. The coding region runs from base 260 to 874 and encodes 204 amino acids. NCBI's taxonomy places the organism in Eukaryota, Metazoa, Arthropoda, Copepoda, Harpacticoida, Harpacticidae.